GCUGAUCGUGUGUGAGUGAAAAAAAAAUGGCGACCGUACGGCUGUUUAAUCCCGUUGUCAGAUAACUGUCAAAAGAGGUCGAGCUUGCUGUUAGUCUACGUCGUUAAUAAUACUUCUUGCAAAUGUGUACAUAAUUAGUCAUAGUACGCGAUGACAUUUCACCAGUGGAGACGUUUUAAUUUUUUCGAUCUCAAGAAAGAAGUCGAUGGCGGAGAAAUUGCUAAGGCACUUGGAGAUGCUCAAGUCACAGCAGCUACGAGCGGAAAUGGCAAUUUAGUUUUCGGUGAUAAUACAGGCAAUGUGCAUUUAGUGAGCAGGACUUACAACAUUACCACUUUUCGAGCUUACGAAAUCACGUUAACCUUAGCUCAACAAGUUCAACAUUCCACGUUCCUGUUUACCAUUGGUGAGGAUGAGCUGGGUUGUAAUCCUACGAUAAAAGUCUGGAAUUUGGCUAAACCAGAUAAACAAGGAAAUCCAACAUGUGUCAGAAUAAGUAGAGCUAUACCUAGCUACAGAGCUGUUCCUGCAACCACAUUGUGCGUACAUACUAGUCUUAAUUUAAUGGCCAUUGGUUUUGGAGAUGGCUCAAUUAUGCUUUAUAGAGGUGAUUUGACCAGAGAAAGAAAAAAUAAAAUAAAAGUGCUGAAAGAUACAAAUCUUUCAAUCACUGGCUUAGCAAUAAGAUCCACGAGCAAACAAACUCAUUUGUUUGUUGCCACACCAAGCAGUGUUUUUCUUUAUAAUGUUACUGUUAAGGAUAAAGAAUUUAAAUCGACCCUAGAUACCAUGAUGGGAUGUGCUAAAAAGUGUAGUGUCCUUGCAGACUCUGUGCAAGACAGUCACUUCAUGAUUGGCCAUCAUAAAGCAAUUUAUUGUUAUACACCAGAUGGUAAAGGCCCUUGUUAUGCUGUAGGAGGUGAAAAAAUAAUGCUAGAAUGGUUUAGAAGUUACUUAGUUAUCAUAGCAAAAGAAGAUCCUGAUGAUACGAGAACGGCAACCACUAUUUCUGCAAAACCAAGUACUAUAGAACCAAUACCUCCAGGAGUAGAUAAACACAUAAUCACGGUGCUGGAUAUCCAGAAUAAAUUCACCGUUUUCUCUGCGCCAAUGUUAUCCGUGCAAGCAGUGUUAUCAGAAUGGGGAGGUUUUUUUAUACUCAGUGGCGACAGUAAACUGUACCACCUGGAUGAAAAAGACUUGCAAUCAAAAUUAGCGUUACUUUUUAAAAAGAAUUUAUACGAUGUGUCUAUAAGAAUAGCUAAAAAUCAGCAAUACGACGCUGAAGGUCUUGUCGAUAUAUUUCGACAAUACGGCGAUCAUUUGUACUCAAAAGGAGAUCAUAAUGGAGCGAUAGAACAAUAUAUAAAAACUAUUGGCAAAUUGGAACCAUCUUAUGUAAUCAGAAAAUUCUUAGAUUCUCAGCAUAUCGAUAAUUUAACCACUUAUUUGCAAGCUUUACAUAAAAACGGACAAGCAACGGAAGAUCAUACCACUUUAUUAUUAAACUGUUAUACAAAAUUGAAUCAGACAGAUAAAUUGAAGGAAUUCAUCAUGACGAAAGACAGAGAGGUCGACUUUGACGUCGAAAUUGCGAUAAAAGUUUGUCGCCAAGCAUCACCGGAAGAUGCCUUACUUCUAGCACAAAAACACAAUCGUCACGAAUGGUAUCUUCGUAUUCAAAUAGAAGAUAAACAUGAAUAUAAAAAAGCAUUAGAAUACAUGGCAACUUUAGAGUUCGAAGAGGCGGAAUCUAACAUGAAAAAAUAUGGUAAUAUACUCAUAGAAAAUGUGCCAAAUGAAUCUACACAAUUUUUAAAAACAUUAUGUACCAAGUAUAGACCUUCCAACAAGCCGCUCGUUGAUCAGGAAAUGUUAGAUGGUACCGUGGACCAAUAUUUUGAUAAAGCUAAUCCAGAAGAUUUUAUCCAUCUGUUUUUAAACAAUUCAGAACGUCUGGUAGAGUUCUUAGAACAUCUGGUAAAAACAGAUACCAAAUGGAGUACUCUAGUAUAUAACACAUUGGUGGAACAUUAUCUUCAUGUAUGGUCAGCCUUAGAUAACAAUGUAACUAAAGUGCAAUAUGAACAGAAAAUUAUUCGAUUGUUGCAAAGUUCGGAGGCGUGUUACGAUAGAGACCAGAUAUUAAUUUUAUGUCAUCAGCAUAACUUCAGACGUGGUUUAAUCUUUCUAUACGAAGAAAGUAAAUUGUAUCAGGAAAUAUUACGAUUUCAUUUACGGGAAGGUGACAGUGAGCAAGUUUUGGCUACUUGUAAACGAUUUGGUCAUCAAGAUCCAAAUUUAUGGGUGCAAGCAUUAUGGAGUGUCGCGAGAAACAAAGAUGCGCCAACGAAACUUCUUGCAGAUAUAUUAGGCUACAUAGCACAAGAGAGACUUCUAUCGCCACUAAUGGUAAUUGAUGCAAUUUCAACUUCGCUUUCUUGUACUCUGGGAGACGUGAGGACUUAUUUAAAUAGUGUGCUGCGACAGGAGCAUGAACAGACACAGGCAGACAUAGAAUUAACCGAUAAAUAUCGAGCAGAUACUCAAAAAAUACGAGAACAAAUAGAAUCGAUUAAAAAUAACACGAUCAUAUUUCAAGGAUCACGUUGCAGCGCAUGUCGUGAUCAGUUAGAAUUACCAUCAGUACACUUCAUGUGUCAACAUUCGUAUCAUCAACACUGCUUCCAAAGUUUUUCGGAAAAUGAGAACGAAUGCCCUGCUUGCUUGCCAAAUAAUAAGAAGUUAUUAGACAUUAUUAGAGCACAAGAACAAUCCAGAGAUCUUCAUGAAACAUUUCACAGUCUUCUUGACCGAGCGGAAGAUCCAUUUUCUUUAGUAGCCGAUUAUUUUGGACGAGGUGUCUUCAAGAAAUUAAUGGUGAUCACUGAUGCCGAUAAAUCGUUGUCUGCAGCAUCGAUGAAAUUCGAAGAAUCUAAAUUAAAUUACGGACCAGGAGCAGAGGCCAGAAUUAGAUUAACAGAGGGAAAAAAUACGUCACUAGGUAAAGGCAACUUUAUUAAACAAAAAUUUGUUUUAAUUGAAACCCAUCGUUUCCACGGAAUUAUUUCUGCAGCAUUAGACGAUCGUUUGCGUGCUUACCCAAAGUCGGAUCUUUACUCUUCGUCGUUAGAAGCAAACAUUUCUGGCACAGGUAGCGGUAUAUCUACUCCUCGAGUAAAUUCAAGAAAAGCUUCGCCAGUGCCUAUAAGAGAGGCGCGUAUUUUAAAUAAUACAACGCCGAAAUCAUCACCGAUACAAAAAUCUUUCAUACCGCCAAAAACACCUAUCACGCCAUCGAAUCCAUUCGAAAAUGAUGACUACGAUGAAUCGAAGAAUCCAUUUUUCGAAGACAAAGAUGAAAAUGAUGAUGACACAUUUAAGGACGAUGAUGAUGAUUAUAACAAAAAUUUAAAUCCUUUUGCUAGAUAAAGUGAAUUAUAUUCAGCCAUUUCAGUUAUUAAGUCCACAGAUAAGUAGUAAGUGAAUUAUACGUUGUUACAGAAGAUCACGAAUUGUCGAGCCUUGUAAAAAGAACAUCAUAAACAUUAUUACUAUACGCAGAUAAUUGUAAAUUAAUUUAAAAAAUUCA
Messenger RNA from Megachile rotundata (alfalfa leafcutting bee), 3592 nucleotides. RefSeq names its product vacuolar protein sorting 11 (gene Vps11). The record is from RefSeq and is a predicted model, not a curated record. Gene Ontology annotation, cellular component: endosome; HOPS complex. Gene Ontology annotation, molecular function: protein binding; protein-macromolecule adaptor activity. Lineage: Eukaryota; Metazoa; Arthropoda; Insecta; Hymenoptera; Megachilidae. Gene Ontology annotation, biological process: vacuole organization; organelle fusion; vesicle-mediated transport.